GCUGAGGGCCGGGCGGGGAGGGCCGUCGGGGCCCGGGUGGCCGCGGGGACCGUGUUGCCGACUCGCGGCCCUGAGGGGUACGGGUCGCGCCUCGGGGCCGGUCCCGGGACCGGGUGCUGGGGGGUGCGGCGGAGAGGGGCCUGGAGGUGCCGGCCGAGCCCUGGGGCCUGCGAGGGUCGGGGGAGCGGGAGAGGGGCCGGGUGGGGGCUGCAGCCCUCGAGCCACCCGGGCCGCGUCUCGUCCGCUUCCCCUGCUGGGCAUCUGGGGGAAGCGGGUAGUCGCUGCCCCCACAGCGCUGCGAGUUGGGCCGUAUUCGAGAGUAAUGUGCUCUCUCCCCAUUCUGCGUCCAGGUCAGCGCUUAUCUGUAGGAUUUAGUGUUAAGCUCUGGGGUGAAGGCGUUACUGACGGGCUGAAGGGAAACUAGUUACAUCGGUUUUGAUCGUAUUCUAAAUAGGCAAUAAAAUCAUAAAUUCUCCAGGCUGACUUAGUGCUGGUCUGUGGCCCCACUGAUAAAGUUAUCGUUCGUUUCUCUGCCAGGUGUCUUAACAGCACAGAGGGCUGCUUUCAGCCUAAGUACCUUCAGUGGGCUUUCGCUCUUUUCCCUUUAUGAAGAGUAGAGACUGGCCGCUAGGCCUGGAAGCACUUAGUUUUUAGUUGAGUUGACAUUUUCCAGGAAGAUGCAGUUAUCCCCGUAAGUGGAUAAAGGGUUCUCAGUAAUUCAGAGUCUCACACGGCUUCUGCCGUAUGCCUGAGGUGUCGGCGACGGCAGUUACAGUGUGUCAGAGCCAGGUGGAGAUGUAAGACGGUCAGGCCCAGAGGAGGGGGGAGCCCAGGCUGGAAUGUGGCCUUGGGAAGAAGGAAGAGACGGGGUCUGGGAGGGCAUUUCAGAGGACUGAACAACACCAGAGGCGUGAAGCUUGGUGCACGGCAGCUGGGGGCUUUCUUAGUCCCGGAGGAAUUCGGGAUGGGGACGUGAAGAGAAAGGUGGGAGCCAGACUGUCAGUUCUCCCGGACGCCAGGCAGAGGACUUCAUCCCAGACUUCAGUGCUCCUGGACUCCAGGCAGAGGACUUUAUCCUUUCCACGCGCAUAGUGAUGGACCACAGAUGUGGAUGAAUGUGACGGGCCUGGAACAAGGCACAUAGAGAGUCUUACAUUUUCUGGCACGUCCUCAUGGUCUCUCCUUGGACUGGUUUUAUCUCCCUUUCUGUUUUGUUUGUGACCAGGCAUAAAGCAGUCACCUUCAACAGUUACAGAAUGUCUGAAGGGGACAGUGUGGGAGAGUCCGUCCAUGGGAAACCUUCGGUGGUGUACAGAUUUUUCACAAGACUUGGACAGAUUUAUCAGUCCUGGCUAGACAAGUCCACACCCUACACGGCUGUGCGAUGGGUCGUGACACUGGGCCUGAGCUUUGUCUACAUGAUUCGAGUUUACCUGCUGCAGGGUUGGUACAUUGUGACCUACGCCUUGGGGAUCUACCAUCUAAAUCUCUUCAUAGCUUUUCUUUCUCCCAAAGUGGAUCCUUCCUUAAUGGAAGACUCAGAUGACGGUCCUUCGCUACCCACCAAACAGAAUGAGGAAUUCCGUCCCUUCAUUCGAAGGCUUCCAGAGUUUAAAUUUUGGCAUGCGGCUACCAAGGGCAUCCUUGUGGCUAUGGUCUGUACUUUCUUCGACGCUUUCAACGUCCCGGUGUUCUGGCCGAUUCUGGUGAUGUACUUCAUCAUGCUCUUCUGUAUCACGAUGAAGAGGCAAAUCAAGCACAUGAUUAAGUACCGGUACAUCCCGUUCACACAUGGGAAAAGGAGGUACAGAGGCAAGGAGGAUGCCGGCAAGGCCUUCGCCAGCUAGAAGCGGGACUGAGGCUGCCUCACAUGUUGCAAGAACGGUUUUGAGCCAUUGUUAACAAUGCCUUUUUUCUUCACAUAAAGUAGUUGAUUACGAGGGAGUCAAAUUUUCUUUUUAAAAAGGAGCUUCAAUGAUUUGUAACUGAAAUAUCAGGUUCUUGAAGAAACUGGCGCUUAAACCAAAUCGCAUGGAUUUCUUUUUCAGUGACGUUCAACUGUUCCUCAUGGAUGGAAUUCUAGUCAGCUGCAGGCGGGAAGCCAGGCGGGUGGAGCCCAUGGGAGCAAGGGCGAGUGGCCGGUCCCCCCCCGUGCCAGGUGGGCAGGCAGGAGCGAGGCCUGCCAGGGAGAAACGGGCCGCUCCCCGCCAGCCACCUUCCCCACCAGCCGCAGGUGGUGCCAGCCACUCCACAGAGCCCGAGGGAUGAUCUAGCCUGAUUCCUGCGUGUCUGAAAGAACUUAACAUUUUAAAGGUGAUUGUCAAGUAACUGUGUGGGGUUCUAAUGCCAGUUUCCUAAUUGCAUCUCACUGGAGAUGUUUAAAGUUGGCUUCUAUCCUAAUGACUCGAAACUUUGUUCUUAACUACCAUGAUUGCUUUUGAGGGCCCGGAAUUAUAAAUAUAUAUUAUAUUUUAAUUGUUUGAGAUUAUUUUGACACAUUUCUUUGAUAUGUAAAGAUGUUUUGUUUUUAAUUUAAAUCUGUCCUCAUGCAGCCCUCCAUGAGGGGCAGCGAAGCUGGCAGGGAGCAGACUGGCUUUGUGGGUUCAGCACUCGGCCCCCCACUGCGGGAGAGGCGGAACCCACUUGCACGUCAGCGUUUUUGAUGCGAGCAAAGAAAUACUCUCAACAUUUUACCAAGUGAUUUUACCUCCACUUUUACUAAAGUCUAUCUAAAACAUGGCAGUUGCUGGACACAGGAAAGCCCAACUUUUGUCUGGCCUUUUCAAAAGGUGAACCCAUUUUGCACAGCAGAACAUCACAGCUGUGGUCCCAGAUGAGACACUGAGAUGCUAGUGAAGGCCUCUUCUCCUGGGCCCCGGGCUGCGCAGGCUCCUCACUCUGGGCGGUGUUUCCUGUCUUAGAAUUGACAUGGUGAAUGCUUAGUGUCUGGAUUUUCUUGUGCCAGUGUUUGCAUAUCUGACAUCGAGCUCCUCUCUUAAGAGGCCACAUUCAAGCUUGUGUGUCCCUGACCCAAAAUAGCAAGUGCUGCUCCCAGGUGGUACUUCUGGUACCGUGUUGAGACACUUGGGAUUCUCAGACUCCAGACAGUAGUGUUUGUCAUUUUUCAUACUGUUUUCUUCAUAAGCGCUCAGGCCUAAGAUGUGACAGGAAGUCGCAUGCACUUGGCCAGAGCACAGUGAAUCAAAGGACUGGGUGCUGAUGGAUGGAGCCACGGCAGAUCUGCCCACCCGGCUGCAGCCCCCAGUGCCUUUCCUGGUGAUCCUCCCAGUCUAGAGGGUCACGGCCCCCCGCCCUCCCCCAUCUCUGGCAAGCUGACCUUGACUAACCCGGGAAUACGGGGGCAUCCUCAUUCCUAAGUCAAACAGCAAGACAUGGUUUGCGCGGGUCUUUGCUGGAAGCCAGUGCUGCUGGCCAGGCAUUUUAUGUCAGCAGGGAAAUGUCGUGUACACCCUCGAGGCAUUUCAACACUGCGCUUUAGGAAAUCUCAAGUUCCAUCUCAUGUUAUUAACGUACCCACGUUUUGGUGGAGUUAGUUUAUUAAAGAUGCCUACGGCGAAGUCUCUGGCACAGGUUACAUGCAGUUUUGAAAACCUGGAAACGUCAAAUGGAGGCAGGAAAUAGGCUGGGGCCGAGCUGAGGGGCUGAACACAGCAGUUACCGUGGGUCGGCAGGUCACCUGCCCAGCAGGCCCCCAGGAGACGGCUCGGGCGCCCCUGGCAGCCCCCUGACCCCCAGUACCUGGCUCUUGAGUGCGUUUGGGUCAGGAGGAGAUCUCUCUGUGUGUCUCAGGCUGAGAUGCAGAUUUCUAUUUUCUAAAACUGGAAGCAACGUUGACGUGUAUUGAAGGUGUGUGCCAAAUGCUUCCAACAGAGGUGCUGGCCUUGGUUGGUUUCUCUCUGCCCCUGUGUGGUCAUCAAGUCCUGGUGGAUGUGCUCUGCCCAGCUACCCUCGGGGAGAGCACCACUGCCUCCGAUGGGGGCCGUGGGGCUGCUGUUCCGACCACACUGGCUGAAGCAAACCGCCAGCCUCCCGUAGCCCAUCCCAACUCAACACGCACUCAUUCAGUCCAUUGCCUUAACACAAGCCUGAUGGAACCAUUUUCUCACAAUAUAAAUGAAUAAAGUGUCUUCUGGCCUACUUCUGAA
This is a messenger RNA of Pongo pygmaeus (Bornean orangutan), 4166 nucleotides long. RefSeq names its product retention in endoplasmic reticulum sorting receptor 1 (gene RER1). Gene Ontology annotation, cellular component: Golgi membrane. The coding region runs from base 1173 to 1847 and encodes 224 amino acids. Gene Ontology annotation, biological process: retrograde vesicle-mediated transport, Golgi to endoplasmic reticulum; protein retention in ER lumen. The record is from RefSeq and is a predicted model, not a curated record. NCBI's taxonomy places the organism in Eukaryota, Metazoa, Chordata, Mammalia, Primates, Hominidae. The transcript is spliced from 7 exons.